UUCGGUAUCAGAGUCGAGUAGUAAGAACUCGGACAAUCUUCGCAAGAAAGUCUCAACAAGCUCGUCCUCCACUUGGUCAUCAUGUACAAGUGCACCGCUCUUCUCGCCCUGCUCGUCGCCUGCGUCGCCGCGGCGCCCGCUCCUGGCUACCUGGCGUCCGCAGUCGCACCCGCCGUCGCGUACUCGGCGCAUCCUGCAUCCGUCGUCCACGGCGUCCACGGCGUCCACGCGGCUGCCCCGCUCGCCUACGCCGCUCAUGCAGCUCCAAUCACCUACGCCGCGCACGCAGCCCCGCUGGCCUACUCCGCUCCGCUCGCCUACACCGCGCACAAUGCGCACCUCGCCUACGCCGCACCUGCCGUCAGCUACAUCCACUAAUUUCCCUUGGAUCAUGAUGUAAGAAUACAGGUGUAUCACUGCGCAUAAUGCCGAUACUGGAAACGACCAAUCAAAUUUCGGUCCAAAUGCUGCGUAAUAACAGCAGUAACGUACUAGAACAGCCAAUCAAAUUCAUAUUCCUCCUGCGCAUCCUCGGGACUGAUACAUCUUGUUUUUUUACAUCAGGAGGUGGACCUGCAGGACGCACUUUCCUUGGGAGCACGACAAGGCCCAAUCUUCUAUUGCCCGAGUGACAAUGUUGUCUGGAUAUUUUUUUUUCUCGACAGAGAGGAAAAUAACACAUAUAUAAUUUUUAUUAUACUUAACACACAU
This is a messenger RNA of Trachymyrmex cornetzi, 711 nucleotides long. Its product is annotated as pupal cuticle protein C1B. The record is from RefSeq and is a predicted model, not a curated record. NCBI's taxonomy places the organism in Eukaryota, Metazoa, Arthropoda, Insecta, Hymenoptera, Formicidae. The coding region runs from base 82 to 378 and encodes 98 amino acids. The transcript has a single exon.